Messenger RNA from Fusarium coffeatum, 3486 nucleotides. RefSeq lists its product as uncharacterized. Lineage: Eukaryota; Fungi; Ascomycota; Sordariomycetes; Hypocreales; Nectriaceae. The coding region runs from base 1 to 3486 and encodes 1161 amino acids. Gene Ontology annotation, biological process: iron-sulfur cluster assembly. Gene Ontology annotation, cellular component: cytosolic [4Fe-4S] assembly targeting complex. The record is from RefSeq and is a predicted model, not a curated record. The transcript has 6 exons.
AUGGCCGACUUUAGGCAAUGGGCUCUAGAAUUCGUUCUCGCCGAUAAUGAGGGGCAACAGACUGCGAUAGCUCAGAAAGCUGCGAAUGAAAUUCAGACUGCUCCUGCAAACACCAAUCCGUUGGCACGAUGGGUCGAGGCCGUGCAACCUUGGAUGCCAGGAGGUGGCAAUGAAGCCGAAAACGAGACACCAGACUGGACUGCCAGAGCUAAAGCUCUGGAAUUCUUGGCUCGGACUUUGGACUUUGUGGGCAAGGAUGUUCUAAAACCCAGCCAAGUAAAACUGCUAGUCAGCUUCUUUGGUGCCAUGUUUGAGGUUGAUCACAAAGCCGGUAUCAUGCCCUCAGCAACCGCUCUGUCUAGGAUAGUCGUCAUGAAGUCCUUCCAACGCCAUAUGGGACAUGACAUUAUCCAAAAAGUCUGCUCUCUGAAGGAUGACUUCCCCAGACAAGUGGCCAAGACAAGACUUGAGAUUUACGAACUCAUAAGACUGCUCAUGACAACUCCUGGGGUGGCGAGCGAUUUGCAGAACACACACGGUUCAUCUUCUGGCUUCAUGCUUGAUUUGAUACAACUUUGCCGAAACGAGCGAGAUCCUGAAUGUUUAAUGGUGUGGUUUGACAUACUCAGACUGUUUAUGUCUGAAUACAACGUUUCGCAAGAUGUUUUGGAGGAGGUUUACGGAGUGUUCAAGCCAUACUUCCCAAUUUCACUCCCCAGAGCCUCACAGGUUGCAAUUACUCCUGAAGAACUGAAGCUGCAGCUACGGAAAUGUUUCUCAGCGACCAGGCUAUUGGCCGACAAGGUCUUCACCUUCCUGCUGGGCAAGCUUGACCAGGGCGAUGCUGUUACCGUGAAUGUGAAGAUUGAUAUCCUGAAAACCAUGCAAGCAUGCUUGGACGAGUACAGCUACCCUCAGAAAUCAAUUGCCCCCUAUGCCAGCCAAAUCUGGGGCAGCCUCAAGUACGAGGUCCGAAAUGGAGAGAUCGAAGAUACUAUUUGGAGCACAUUAGAAGUCCUCAAGUCUCUUACUCAAAGACUAACUGGCGACAACCUCCGCGACCAUACGCUCACUGUCACACGAGACUGCGUCCCAGAUCUUGCAACGACGAUGUAUGCCGCAUCCGCUGGCCGGCUGAUGAUCAGCAUCCUGAGCUCUAAACCGGGCGCGUUUGUAUUGAUGGCAGCUCCUAUUCUCACACACAUCAAGGAGAACCUGCGCCAUCCCAAGGCACCUGUGCAUAGCCAAGACCUCCACAAGGUUCUGCACGUCAUAUUAGAAACCCGACUCCUCCUCACGGACUCCAACAUGACUGCCGAGGAGCGGGAAGACUUUGCUGCCAUCGAUGGAUUCUUUAAAUCUCUCUACAACGAAGUUUACAAGAGCGCAAUCGGCCUUGGAUCCAAACAAGAUGCCUCGUAUGACGAUAUUAAGGUCGCUUCCCAAGCAGUUCAGGGCGCUGGAGCUUUGAUUUGCCAAAGACCCGCCAAGUCUUCGGAUCCAUCAAACACCGGUGCAAGCGCUACUUCUGAGCGUCUACUCCCCGAGGAGACAUGUUCAGAGAUUUGUGAAUCUCUCUUUGCAAUCCUCAAGGGAUCAGGCCCAGAAUACCCUCGAUCAGCUGGCGGCGACGAACUCAUCAAUGAAACAGCCAAGGCACUCCAGCGGGCGGUGCGUUUAUUCCCUCGCGGUUUCAACGGUCUUGUGGAUGAAAGCAUAGCUAUAAUUCGCACCGCUAGACAAAAUUAUGGGAUAGUAGAGGUGGUUGAGACAGUCACGACUCUGGGAGGUCUGAUUGCGUUCGUGGGCUCUUCUGAACUACCCGAAACACCUCGAGACGGAUUUGACCAUUUCGUUUACUCUGUCAGUGUAUUUCUGUCAGAGCUUUUCGAAACAAUCCAGUCACAGUCAGACCCUCAGAUCUGGUGUGCUUUGGCAGCUACAGCUCAAUCUAUUAUUCGCCAUUUCAACGAUGCUUGCCUGUCAAGCAGCCCUGACAAGAAUCUCCCUAUUGACGGAGAAUCCCUACAGGCAAUUGGCGCCGCUUACACUAACCUGAGUCAGCUUGGUGAUGGGAAGCCAGUUGAGUCUUCUGUGGAAUACCACAGCCGUGUCUCCCAGACUUCCUCCGUCGCAGAGAUCAGGAACGAAUUCCUACUAGUCACCCUAUUUGUCGCAAGACAGCUUUAUAGACGUGCAACCAAGGUUAUCGAUACGCACCCUCAGACAGGAAAGCAAGCUCUUAGCCUAAGCGACGAUUUCGCCAGUGUCGACCAAACCACUGGACACCAGUAUCUUCAUCUUAUUUCUACCCUAGCAGGUUUCGCCAUCCAUGAGUUCAGUGAAGCUCAACAGACAUCACUCAAAGUCGAGAAUUUUGCGAUUACUCUAUUCAGAGAGGAUUAUAUUACAGUUCCCCAGACUCAAGCGGAUGCACAGCCAGUGUUAGAAAACGGCUCAUCCUGGGUUUGGUUAGCAUCAGAGGCACCCAAUGUUCUGACCCUCGGUGCGCUGCAAGCUUUGCAGCCAUCGGCAGUAGCACGUCUGUUCGAUAACGGAGUCGCUCAGGAGUUGAUCCUUAGUGGAUUCGCUGCGGACACAAACUUUAGCAGACCAGUGACACUGUCGAUCCUCACCAUCUUAGCAAACAAAUACAAGAUAGAGGCUUUACCAAGUCUCGUGGCGGCUCUCGAACAACGCACACCGGCCUUGUUGACGACAUCCGAGAACGAGAACUCUCGAUUGGAGCAAAUCACGUCUAUCUAUGCCCUCAUGGCAGGAAUGGUGCGACGAUAUAGUGGCAAAGAAGCCAAGGCAUUGCUUGAUGUGGUAAAGGACUCACCUAAAGAUCCCCAAUUGGGCGCUGAACUUGCACGCCGGCUUGAAAUGAUCGUGGCUCCUCAACAACCACUUACGAAGGAGAAUUAUGCGAUCGUCAAGCCUCUCUGGACACAAAAGGUGUACUUUCAGCUAGUUAGCUCCAUGCUGCAAGCCGCUACUGGAAAGGAUGCCGACAUCCAGGCUCAGCAAGCCAAAGCCAGCUAUAGCACCGCUGUCCUGCUUAUGGUCAAGCACAUGAGCUUCGCUAUUUACGAAGCCGACGCAGACAACAUUCUCAGGAUCUCCAUCGCUGUCGCCCAGAACAGCGGCAUGGGUCCUGAGACCAAGGCUGCCCUUGAUGUGAUCAAGAAUAUCCUCACAGAAGCUUCCGAGAAGGGCAAAGGCCAUAUCAGAAGCAUCAUCAAAAUCUGCAGCAGCGUGUUCUCAUACACACCCCAGUCCACAGAAAGCGUAGACAUAGAGGGUGCUUGCGGAAAGCUCGCGCUGGAGAUUGUGGGAAGUCUGCCACGCACUUACGACUCACAGCAUUUGAUACCGCAUGCGCCUCAAGUGCAGCGACAAUUGACAUUAGUCUGUGGACACCGGGUGAGAGAAGUAAGGAAGACAGCACGGCUAGCUAGAGCGGCCUGGGCGGAUCUCAAGUAA